Puccinia graminis f. sp. tritici CRL 75-36-700-3 is the source of this 415-nucleotide messenger RNA. RefSeq lists its product as uncharacterized. The record is from RefSeq and is a predicted model, not a curated record. The coding region runs from base 30 to 161 and encodes 43 amino acids. The transcript has a single exon. NCBI's taxonomy places the organism in Eukaryota, Fungi, Basidiomycota, Pucciniomycetes, Pucciniales, Pucciniaceae.
AAGCCAAGCUCGAGCUCAACGCCGACAGCAUGAGUAAGGAGGGCGGCAGACUCGGUCUGCUCAGACUCAAGACUCGCAGCCUCACCUGGUUCUCCAUCCUGGCUGUCAUCGUCGUCGCCGUCUCUUGGAUCCUGAUGUUUAUCAUCAUCAGACUCUCCUAAUCAUUCUCUCUCCCUUCAAUUUCCGCUGCGCUCUUCCCCACACUUCUCGGCCUCCAAUCAGUGAUUCUUUACCAUCUCUUCCUCCGCCCCGUUCUCGUUUCCCUUUUUUGUCUUGCUGCGUUUGUCGCCCCCCUUACCCAAUCCUUCCACACCAUCCCUCCAAAAAAAAUCAAAGUACAAACAAACUCUCCUCUUUUCCUGACCAUCAAUGUGUACACCUAGUCACCCUCCGGAACGAAACAUGUGUCACCACC